Apodemus sylvaticus (European woodmouse) is the source of this 2697-nucleotide messenger RNA. RefSeq names its product mitotic spindle organizing protein 1 (gene Mzt1). Bases 118 to 348 code for a protein of 76 amino acids. The record is from RefSeq and is a predicted model, not a curated record. Lineage: Eukaryota; Metazoa; Chordata; Mammalia; Rodentia; Muridae. The transcript has 3 exons. Gene Ontology annotation, biological process: microtubule nucleation by interphase microtubule organizing center; mitotic spindle assembly; gamma-tubulin complex localization. Gene Ontology annotation, cellular component: gamma-tubulin ring complex; spindle; interphase microtubule organizing center.
GGGCCUGGCCGGCGUGAGCGCGGCCGCGCGGCCGCGCGGUGGGAGUGCGGGGUCGAGGGGCGGGCGCUCCAGUUCCGGGUCAGACCUUCUCCCACCGGUCGGGGGCCUCUCCUCUCCAUGGCGAGCGGUAGCGGCGCGGGCGCGGCGGCCAACCUGAACGCGGUGAGGGAGACCAUGGACGUUCUGCUUGAGAUUUCAAGAAUUUUGAAUACUGGUUUAGAUAUGGAGACCCUGUCUAUUUGUGUGCGGCUCUGUGAACAAGGAAUCAACCCGGAAGCCUUAUCAUCUGUUAUUAAGGAGCUGCGGAAGGGCGCUGAAGCACUAAAGGCCGCUGAAAACACAAGCUGACUUCCAGAGAAUUCCUGAGGAGAUGUCAAGCGUGGCAAGAAAAUCUGAAGAUUCCAUCGUAGUUGAGAUAUAAAAUGACAAUGCCGCAUGCUGCGCAGAGAAUGUUUUCUUUUCAAAAGAAUUAUAAAACCACAGCUGGGCGAGUCAGCAGGAAGUGGCGAGAGAGGACUAGUGCGCGUUUCCGUUGCGUCCUGUUGCCGAUGGCCCGGCUCCAUGGUGUUGCUCUGCUUAUUUAUGUACUCCUUAUUGAUAGCUCUGCUAGCUGUGAGUCUCUAAACAGCAUCUAGCAAAGAUAUGCACAGCUGCUGGGCCUGGUAAUGGAUCACAUCAGAGGUGUGCGUAGUAGUUAUGACUUGUUGACAUUUCCAUUAUAAACCUUAAUUUUGAAUUAUUUAAGCAUAAAAACUGUGGCUGUAUUCCUUUGAGCUGCAAGAAUUGAUGAGUUUCAAGCUGCCUGCCAUUUGUGAAUUUUGCUUUCUGUGUUUCACAUCUUGUUUUUAAAAAUAGGAUAAAAAACAUGUCCUCUCAUCAUCUCCUUAACAGAAUAUUUAGUUUUUUACACAGUUUUUGGCAAUUAAAGGUGUAAAGAAAAUCAUUUUUAUAUUGCCUAAAACUAGAACUUGUAGAAAUUUGGAAUUUUAAAAAGGAAUGUCAGGGCUUGACUUAGCAUUAUUUGUAGUUUGAACCAUUUGAAUCUAAUUAGAGAAGCUGAAAAUGCUUUCUUUAUAAAUCUUAUACCCAAAUAAGGGUCUACAGAAUAAUGUAUAAAGUGAAAAUAGCAAACAUGGGAAAUUCCUUUUUAAUUUUAUUGCAUAAAAGCAAUAAGCUUACUAGUGAAUCUUGAGUGGCUAUUAAGUCACUACGUAGGUGAUAUGUUUCAACCAAUUAAUUCUUAUUUUCUGAAGAAGUAGGAUUUCCAGUUGUUAAACAAAAACUAAUCAAAUAUAUACCAGUGACUUUAAGUAUUAUUUGCAGAAAAUUUUUCUGUCAUUAUUAUUUUUACCAUUAAAACUUUUAACUCAUCAAAUGAAGGUCAAAGAUAAAUUAAAAAACUUUAUUAUGGGGACUGGAGAGAUAUCUCAGUGGUUAAGAGCACUGACUAUUUUCCAGAGGUCCUGAGUUCAAUUCCCAGCAAUCACAUGGUGGCUUACAACCAUCUGUAAUGGGAUCUGAUGCCCUCUUCUAGUGUGUCUGAAGACAGCUAUAGUGUACUCACAUAGAUAAAAUAAAUAAAAUCUUUAAAAAAAAAAAUUACGAUGGAAUUGAUUCUGUUAAGUUUGAUUCCAUGCCAAACCUUUUUUGUUUCAGACAAGCAAAGGUGGUUUUCAAACCCUUUAGUAAUUAAGUAGCUAGUUCCUCUGUGCUCUCAAACUAAUCUCAUCUGUUAAUCAGUAGCCCUGCUAUCAGAGGCUGAGGCAGGGGAAUUCUGAAUUGCAGGCCAGCUUGGGCUAUGUGGGCAACAUAGUGAGUCAUGAUCUCAAACAAAAUCUUGGCUGGUCUCUAUUUUGACUUUUUAAAUGUAUGACAUCUUUAGUAAGGAAUUUACUGUAUAUGAAAAUAUUAAGAUGGCUAUAGAAUAUGCAUUAUACAAUUACAUCUUAACCCUUGAGUAGGGGUGUGUUGUGGAUGGGCCUGGUACUGUUUGUAUGUUGAUGCUAAUUCCACUCUCCUGGGAGGGGCUGCAGACAAGGAGUGAGUCAAACUCAGGUGAUUUCUUGUGAACCAAUCCCCUAGUGAAUAGAGGAGCCAAUCACUGGGCAAGUAGGCGGGACUUCUGCAGAAAGGAAGCGGGAGAGAGUUAGGCCUUUUUGGACAGGCAUAGUGUGAGAACAGGAUGCAGCCUCCCAGUUUCAAUAGCAGAUUCGCCAGAGGAUUUAGAUUUAAUGAGGCAUACAAGUUACGAUUUUAGUUGUUGCCCCCAGUAAUUGUUGCCAUUGUUUCUAAACUAAGUUUGUAUUGUGUUUUCCUUCACGCAGUGGCUCCUCUGGGUUCAAGAGAGAACUGCGGCAAGGUGUGGGUUUGCCUGAGGUGCACCACAAAGGUCAUGAGGUUUUGAAACAUGGUGCUGGCAUGGUAGCGACCCAUCAAUGGGAACCUAGUGAGCAGGGUGGAGAGAUCAUGGAGUUCUGAGUCAGAGUCUCCACCAGAUAAAAACAGGUCAGCCAUAGGCCACCAGGGCAGAGACUUGGUGGCACAAGUGCAGGAAUGUGCCGGUUCGUUUUUUUAAUAUUUCCCACGACAGGGGUGGAAUUCUUCUUUCCUAGUAGUGAGAAGAGAUAAUUACAUUAGCAUUGAUUUGGCUUUAAAAUUCAUUUGACAAUUCAAAUAAAUGUAAUAUUUUUUUCUAUA